This is a messenger RNA of Sinocyclocheilus grahami, 564 nucleotides long. It is a transcript of the gene atp5if1a, whose product is annotated as ATP synthase inhibitory factor subunit 1a. Bases 1 to 387 code for a protein of 128 amino acids. The record is from RefSeq and is a predicted model, not a curated record. Gene Ontology annotation, biological process: negative regulation of ATP-dependent activity. The transcript is spliced from 3 exons. Gene Ontology annotation, molecular function: ATPase inhibitor activity. Lineage: Eukaryota; Metazoa; Chordata; Actinopteri; Cypriniformes; Cyprinidae. Gene Ontology annotation, cellular component: mitochondrion.
AUGCUCGCUUAUUUCCGUGUUCCGACCUGCACAAGGGCAAACUCUUCUAGUGUCGCAGGCAUGGCUCGACUGCUGCUCAGAGGAGCUGUGAGAGGAUAUUUCACCUCGCCGCUCCGGAUGGGAUCCGAUCAGCUGGGUGAGCUGGGCGGAGGAGCGGGGAAAGGCGGAGGAGCGGGCGGCUCGGUGAGGGAAGCUGGAGGAGCCUUCGGGAAGAAGCAGGCCGCGGAGGAGGAGCGCUACUUCAAGCAGAAGGAGAAGGAGCAGCUGAUGGCUCUGAAGAAUCAUCACGAAGAAGAGAUCGACCAUCAUAAGAAGGAGAUCGAGCGUCUGCAGAGAGAGAUCGACAGACACAAGGGCAAGAUCCGGAAGCUGAAGCACGACGACUGAAGCUCCACCAUCAUCAUCAUCAUCACGUCUUGUGCCUGAGACCGUCUCUCUGUAACCGCCGUCAUUCGCAUGAUUCCAUACUUCAGGAAUAAACCAAUGUUGAAUAAACCGUUUGAAAUGAUUUCAAUCUGUUGCUGGCAUGAAAAAUAAAGCACUCUUGAGUUUAUCUGAAGCACA